AUUGGUCAGUCGCCAUCAGCAGUUUGCCGUGCUCUAGCGUAGUACCGUGUAAUUUUCGUUAGAACUUUGAUAGUAACGUCAAAGUAUUGUUUUUCGGUUUUAGAAAAAGCUAUUUUAUAAAUUGAUCAGCAAUGCAGUCCACACUACGCAGAACUGUGACUGCUUUGGCCAAGACACCACUGCGGACCAAUGCCGCUAUUUUGGGUGCAUUAAAUUCGCGUUGUUACUCAGCCACACAUGAGGCGGACAUUGUGGUAAUCGGCUCUGGACCUGGUGGAUAUGUUGCUGCCAUCAAAGCAGCGCAGAUGGGCAUGAAGACUGUCAGCGUGGAGAAGGAAGCUACUCUAGGUGGCACCUGUCUAAAUGUUGGCUGCAUUCCGUCGAAAGCUUUGUUGAACAAUUCACACUAUUAUCAUAUGGCCCACUCCGGAGACUUGGCCAGUCGAGGUAUAAACUGUGGCAGCGUCUCUCUUGAUCUUGAGAAACUGAUGGGCCAAAAGACGAAUGCUGUUAAAGCUUUAACAGGAGGUAUUGCAAUGCUUUUCAAGAAGAACAAAGUUACACAACUCACGGGCUUUGGCAGCAUCGUCGGCCCGAAUGAAGUAAAGGUGACCAAGAGUGACGGCACCACGGAAACCGUUAAGACAAAGAAUAUAUUGAUCGCUACCGGCUCGGAGGUAACCCCCUUUCCAGGCAUAACUAUCGAUGAGGAGGUUAUUGUGAGCAGCACGGGCGCUUUGAAGCUAGCCCAGGUUCCCAAGCAUAUGGUUGUCAUUGGUGCGGGUGUUAUAGGCUUGGAGCUGGGCUCCGUUUGGUCACGUCUGGGUGCUGAGGUUACUGCUGUUGAAUUCAUGGACACUAUCGGUGGCGUUGGCAUUGACAACGAGGUAUCCAAAACCUUCCAGAAGGUGCUCACCAAGCAGGGACUCAAGUUUAAGCUGGGCACCAAGGUCAUGAGUGCCACACGCAAUGGGAACUCAGUCAGUGUCUCCGUGGAAAAUGCAAAAUCGGGUGAAAAGGAGCAAAUCGAGUGUGAUACGCUAUUGGUGAGCGUGGGGCGCCGGCCAUACACUGAGGGUCUGGGUCUGGAGGCUGUAGGCAUUGUGAAGGACGAUCGUGGUCGAAUUCCUGUCAAUGCAACUUUUCAAACGGUGGUGCCAAGCAUUUAUGCUAUUGGUGAUUGUAUUCACGGACCAAUGUUGGCACACAAGGCUGAAGAUGAGGGCUUAAUCACCAUCGAGGGUAUUCAGGGUGGGCCAGUUCACAUUGAUUACAAUUGCGUACCCAGCGUGGUGUAUACACAUCCUGAGGUUGCGUGGGUGGGCAAAUCUGAGGAAGCACUCAAGCAGGAGGGCGUUGCCUAUAAAAUUGGCAAGUUCCCCUUCCUGGCGAAUUCGCGUGCGAAGACAAACAACGAAACCGAUGGCUUCGUUAAGGUUCUAGCUGAUAAGGCAACGGACCGUGUUCUGGGCACGCACAUCAUUGGUCCAGCCGCUGGAGAACUAAUUAAUGAGGCCGUGCUCGCCAUGGAGUAUGGCGCUUCUGCCGAAGAUAUCGCCCGCGUCUGUCACGCACAUCCGACUUGCGCUGAAGCCUUACGCGAGGCUAAUGUUGCGGCCGCUUUUGGAAAGCCUAUCAACUUUUAAAGAGAAUCCCAUUGUAGUGUUUAUACUAAUUUGAAAUUGGAAAUAUCGCCGCUUGUUUGAAAUUCUCAAUGUGCAACUGUAACGAUUAAUAUGUAACGUGUCCGAUUAAUAUAUUAAUUGCUAGUUGCAAUACGAAGUAGUCACAAAAGGUUUACAAUAUAUAUUUUUAAA
Molecule: messenger RNA, 1817 nt
Organism: Drosophila hydei
Lineage: Eukaryota; Metazoa; Arthropoda; Insecta; Diptera; Drosophilidae
Product: dihydrolipoyl dehydrogenase, mitochondrial
Exons: 4
Coding region: 132-1646 (504 amino acids)
Cellular component (GO): oxoglutarate dehydrogenase complex; mitochondrion
Molecular function (GO): dihydrolipoyl dehydrogenase (NADH) activity; flavin adenine dinucleotide binding
Source: RefSeq, a predicted model, not a curated record